This is a messenger RNA of Haemonchus placei, 292 nucleotides long. The record is from the annotation of a GenBank genome assembly. NCBI's taxonomy places the organism in Eukaryota, Metazoa, Nematoda, Chromadorea, Rhabditida, Trichostrongylidae.
UUUUCAGUUCAACGGUGCCAUUGGAGGACCAGAUAUAGCUCCCACGGUGACGGCACUCCUCACUUGUGGAGAUGAUCAGCAAUGGUACUUCAACGAUGGCAUGAAUGCGCUUGCCAUCACGCAGGUCGGAUGUUCCGUCCUUCCAGAACCGCCAGCGUGCGCUAUGUGUGAUGAAGCAGCGGUCAUAUUCCAGCCAAAGAUGUUGCCUGAGGAACUGGAUGCCAUAAAAGAGUCUUUCAUACCUGCAUUUCACUUAAUUCACGCUCUCGGGCGUCCUACAAACGCUCAGUAG